UUGGUGGUGCGUUCGCAGCGGGAGGAGGCAAGGCUCGCAGGCUCAGUGAGUCGCCGAUCGCCGUCGGCAGCGCGCGCGCCCUCCCGUCAUCCGGAUUUUUUCCGCCCGAGAAAAGUUUUUCAAGUGGCCGUCGGACGUUGAAAGUGUCGGCUCGAAGUAUCCGCGGUAUACGGUUUGAUACUAGUGCAUAAGGAUUUGUGUGCUUUAGCUGUUGGUGAAGAGUAUUUUGUGUUUUAUGGAGAUUAUAGGAAGAUGGUGACAAGAAACUGCGAGCGUGGGAAAGGCACAUGAGGUUGUAUUGUCGCGCGAUGCGAACGUGACGCACCAUGACCCGCCGCGGACCCUGGAGGAGCUUCGCAAUCAGCGUCAUACAGAUCAUCACCAUUAUAUGCCAAGAUGGUGACAAGAAACUGCGAGCGUGGGAAAGGCACAUGAGGUUGUAUUGUCGCGCGAUGCGAACGUGACGCACCAUGACCCGCCGCGGACCCUGGAGGAGCUUCGCAAUCAGCGUCAUACAGAUCAUCACCAUUAUAUGCCAAGUUCUGACGGAGGAGCCUCGCUUCGCGGAGCCUAUCCCCAACGUGACGGUGGCGCUCGGCAGGGAUGCCAGCUUGCCCUGCGUCGUCGAACACCUCGGCACGUAUAAGGUAGCAUGGAUCCACAUCGACCGUCAGAUGAUCCUGACGAUCCACCGGCACGUGAUAACUCGUCUGGCACGCUUCAGCGUGUCACACGACAACGCCAUGACGUGGCUGCUGCACGUCAGUCAGGUGCAGCAGGAGGACCGCGGGUACUACAUGUGCCAGGUCAACACCAACCCCAUGAUCAGCCAAGUCGGGUAUCUACAGGUUGUUGUGCCACCUAAUAUUUUGGAUGAGGAGAGUACGCAGUCGGCGGUGGCGGUGCGUGAGAACCAGAACAUCAGCCUGGUGUGUAAGGCGGACGGCUUCCCCGCGCCCAAGAUCAUGUGGCGGCGGGAGGACGGACAGCCCAUCUCCGUCGACAGGAGGAAGAAAGUGACGGUGUAUGAGGGCGACACGCUGAGCCUGCAGCGCAUCAGUCGCACGGAGAUGGGAGCCUACCUCUGCAUCGCCACCAACGCGGUCCCGCCCUCAGUCUCCAAACGGAUCAUCGUUGACGUCGAAUUUUCGCCGAUGAUCUGGGUGCCGAACCAGCUGGUGGGCGCGCCGGCCGGCACCGACGUCACCGUGGACUGCCACACCGAGGCGCACCCGCGCGCCAUCUCCUACUGGGUGUAUGACAACGUCAUGGUGCUGCCCACCAAGAAAUACGCCAUCAACACUGAGGAGAACUCCUACAGAGCCCAUAUGAAGCUAACUGUGCGGAACCUGCAGACGGGAGACUUUGGCAACUACAGAUGCAUCUCCAAAAACUCCCUCGGGGAGACCGAGGGAUCCAUCAGACUGUACGAAAUCCCUAUGCCAUCGACGUCACCAAAGGCUACGGAAAUGAAAAGCAAUGCCAAUAAAGAAAGCGUGAGGCGCGUGAACGUGAGCCGGUCGGUCGCGCGCGCCGAGCCGGGCACGGAGCGGCCCAGCGUGGUGCGCGCGCAGCUCGACCGCGCGCCUGACCGCGACGCCGCGCACCACGUCUACCGCCCGCCGCACCCGCAUCACGUCUCAGGGACCCGGCGAGUGCAUUGUUGGCGGCAGUCAUUCCUUGCCAUCAUGGUUCUAGUGCAAUUGGACCUCAUCGUUUAAUGACUUACAAAAUAUAACCUUUUCUCCGAAAUUUUAUUGUUCCAACCAAAAACGUAUCCAAACAAAUCUAUUUAUCUCGAUUCGUAUUUUGUUUGAUGUUUGUCUUCCUAUAAAUGUGAUUUAUUUUAAUUAAGUGUUAUAUGUAAAAGUGAAACAUAUCAUCCUGAAAUUGUGACGUCAUAUCCCGAGUGAAGAAUGUUUGUGUGAGCGUAUUUAUAGUUGCGUGAAGGGUGAUCCCUCGAAAUCCCAGAAUGAGAAUAGGAUUAAGAUUUUAAAUAUCUUGAAAUGGUACCGCUAUACAAUAUACACUAAUACUUGUGGAAACAUCUGAAUAUCUUGCUACCGUUAGCCGCCUAUGUCGGUGAAUUCUAAAACCUUUCCCAAAACACGUUCUCGUUUAAUGAAAUACUAUUAUUUGAGGAUUCGUCAUCAGUUCAAACACGAAUUUUCACAAGAUCCCGAAUCGUCACAAUAGUUCCCUGUAAUUAUUCAUGAACCUCGUUAACCUACUCGGUGUUUCCUACUUCCAUUUAAAUUUUAAAUUAUACAUUACGUACUAUUCGUGCAUUGUCCUUCCACAGACGUCUAGUCUAGCGUCAUACGAAUAUUUGCGAAUCAAAGCUUUGCGUAGAAUAAUCCUCAAGAAUUUGUGCCAAACUUUACCAGCUCCAGAGACAUUUGUGUCACGUAAAUAGUUAUUCUUUUAACUUUUUAUCGUAGUAUUGAACUUCCAGUUCCGUUAUCUGAUAACCAAGUUUACGGUCAUCGUUAGUGAUAUUGUUUGUCUAAGUCAUAGUGUAACCAAGCUUGCUAUUCACGCUUGUCAAACUGUAAAUAUAAAACUUAAUGCACAGUAAAUUAAUUGAAUAAAGAAAUUUUAAACGUAAUUAUAUAUUCGUAUCUGAGUAUUGUUUGAGAAUUCGACCUAACAUAGACAUACAUAUGUUAUCUGUAUAAAUGAUUUAUCUUUUAUUAAAAAUAAGAGACAUAUUAAUAGAUUAUACUGCAUACUUUUACUGUACAGAUUGUGUGAUUUGGAAAUGUAAAUAAAAACAUUAUAAUAAAUUAGUAUAAAAUUAUCGACGUUUUCAAUUUAAUUUUAAUACCUCUAAUCUGAAAGGAAGUCUUAGUAAACCCACAGUGAAACGCCCCCACAAUGAAAAAAGGUAAUGCGUAGUAUUCGUGGAUCAGAAUUAAAAACUGAGCGACCCUAAUGGUGGCGGCGGCGGUGUUGGUGGUAGCGUGUCUGUUCCUGGCCGACACUAAACCGAUAAACGUUGAAAUAAUUAAAAGUGCGAGCUGGGGUCGGCGGGUCGCCGGCUCGCUCCCAGACAAUCUUAUCACCGUUCUCACUCACUGACAGACGUUAUCGCUGGACGGGAAUCGAUGGCUCGCUUUAAUUGAUUCCCCACUUUCAAUAGCUUUACAAUCGGCUCUUUGUCUUUUUCUAAUCGAAAUUCAGCUGAAGUAGGAAGGAACUAACGAAUUUUCCUUGAAAAUACCGAACCAUGGGGAGCAGAUAAUAAAUACUUUUUCUUUAAGUGGCUUGUGACAGUAGAAAAAAAAAGCGCCAUAAGGGUAACUAAGUAUACUAUAUACUUUAUUGUUCUCUGAGUGAAUUCUCAAGAAAUGCACUGUCCAUCAUUAGUUAUAGAUAAGAUUAGUUAUAUCUUCUUUCUUCUAAUAUAUAAAAUUCCCGUGUCACGAUGUUAGUUACCG
Molecule: messenger RNA, 3440 nt
Organism: Trichoplusia ni (cabbage looper)
Lineage: Eukaryota; Metazoa; Arthropoda; Insecta; Lepidoptera; Noctuidae
Product: lachesin-like
Exons: 12
Coding region: 471-1721 (416 amino acids)
Cellular component (GO): neuron projection
Source: RefSeq, a predicted model, not a curated record